Polypterus senegalus (gray bichir) is the source of this 705-nucleotide messenger RNA. Its product is annotated as zinc finger protein Gfi-1-like. Gene Ontology annotation, molecular function: DNA-binding transcription activator activity, RNA polymerase II-specific; RNA polymerase II cis-regulatory region sequence-specific DNA binding. Gene Ontology annotation, biological process: regulation of transcription by RNA polymerase II. The record is from RefSeq and is a predicted model, not a curated record. The annotation marks the transcript as partial. The transcript is spliced from 5 exons. Lineage: Eukaryota; Metazoa; Chordata; Cladistia; Polypteriformes; Polypteridae. Gene Ontology annotation, cellular component: nucleus.
AGACCAAGAAGUCUGUCUCCUUCUGUGGAUGAAAGCCAUCCCUUACUGACUGUACACAUAGAGCAGUUACCCUGGGUCAGAGUUGAGGCACUUGGUGCAGCAGGGAUUUCACAGAAUCCCUUCAGUAGACUGGGUAAUGGCUCCUACAAGUGUGUUAAGUGCAGCAAGCUGUUUUCAACACCUCAUGGGUUAGAGGUACAUGUGAGAAGAUCCCACAGUGGCACAAGACCAUUUGCCUGUGAAAUCUAUGAGAAGACCGUUGGCCAUGCAGUGAGCUUGGAGCAGCACAAAGCAGUCCAUUCUCAGGUAAACACGAAUUCAAACUUGUUUAGUGCAAGAGGUUCAGCCAUCCAUUCAUUAGAGAGAAGCUUUGAUUGCAAAAUGUGUAGUAAUAGUUUUAAACGUUCCUCCACCUUGUCCACUCAUUUAUUAAUUCAUUCUGAUACACGCCCCUAUCCGUGCCAAUACUGUGGCAAACGUUUUCAUCAGAAGUCAGACAUGAAGAAGCACACUUUGGUCCAUACAGGUGAGAAACCUCAGAAGUGUCAAGUGUGUGGGAAAGCCUUCAGCCAAAGUUCUAAUCUCAUCACCCACAGCCGUAAGCAUACAAGAUUUAAGCCUUUUGGGUGUGACCUCUGUGGAAAAAGCUUCCAACGAAAAGUGGACUUGAGAAGACAUAAGGAAACACAACAUGUCCUAAAAUAA